AGUUCGAAGUGUGGGGCCCACUGAAUUUCUACACCCUAGCGUGUCAUCCACUAUCAAUGGCGUUCAAGAAAGGCAUCUGGGGUGGGGGAUGGAGGUGAGUUAAAAGAAAGAGGGGCAAAGUAAAGUGGAGGGAGGCAGUGAAGACGUACGUAGAGGAGAUAGAUAGAGAUGGAGACAGGAGGAAGUGAUGAUGAAAACGCAGCAUACAUUCACAGGGUUGGGCCCCCUCAAAAAGUGAACCUAGUCAAGGAGAUCAAGGAAACGGUUAAGGAAACGCUAUUUUCAGAUGAUCCUUUGCGGACAUUUAAGGAUCAGUCAAGGUGGCGACAGUUUGUCCUUUUCAUGCGGGCGGUUUUCCCCAUUCUUGAAUGGGGAAGACACUAUAACUUGGCUAAGUUCAAAGGAGAUAUCCUUUCUGGUCUCACAAUCGCAAGCCUCGCAAUUCCUCAGGACAUUGGGUAUUCCAAGCUGGCAAACGUAGAACCUCAGCAUGCAUUAUACACCACCUUUGUUGCACCAUUGGUUUACUCAUUAAUGGGCAGCUCAAGACAUAUUGCCAUAGGGCCAAGUGCUGUUGUGUCUCUCUUGCUGGGAUCUAUGCUUCGGAUUGAAGUUGAUCCUGUUAAAAACAAACAUGAGUACAUGAGGCUUGCAUUUACUGCCACUUUUUUUGCUGGCCUCACACAAGCAACCCUUGGAAUUCUCAGAUUGGGAUUUUUAAUCGAUUUCUUGUCUCAUGCUUCUAUUGUUGGUUUUAUGGCUGGCACGGGCAUCACAAUAACCCUCCAGCAGCUAAAAGGUGUUCUUGGCAUAAGAAAUUUUACUAAGAAAUCUGAUAUUAUCUCUGUAAUGAAGUCUGUAUGGGGCGCAGUCCAUCAUGGAUGGAAUUGGCAGACCAUUCUCAUUGGAACUUCCUUCUUAGCUUUCCUGUUAGUAACAAAGUUUAUUGGGAAGAAAAACAAGAAAUUAUUUUGGGUACCUGCAAUUGCUCCACUAAUAUCUAUCGUUCUCUCUACUUUGAUUGUCUUCAUUACACAUGCAGACAGGAAAGGAGUUGCGAUUAUAAGAUACAUUAAAAAAGGAAUCAAUCCUCCCUCCGUGAAAGAAAUUUACUUUUCUGGAGAAAAUGUUUUGAAAGGACUGAAGAUCGGUGUUGUAACUGGCGUGAUUGCAUUAACAGAAGCUGUGGUGAUUGGGCGAACAUUUGCUUCCCUGAAGGGCUAUCAAGUGGAUGGAAACAAGGAAAUGAUGGCACUAGGAACCAUGAACAUUAUUGGUUCAAUGACCUCUUGCUAUGUGGCAACAGGUCCGCUUUCUCGGUCAGCAGUAAACUUCAUGGCCGGUUGCAAAACAGUAGUUUCUAACAUUAUCAUGUCCUGUGUUAUAUGUCUAACUUUGUUAUUUUUAACCCCCAUCUUUAAGUACACACCAAACGCAAUCCUUUCCUCCAUCCUUAUAUCUGCAGUCAUCGGCUUAGUAGAUAUUGAAGCAGUGAUCUUGAUCUGGAAAAUAGAUAAAUUUGAUUUUGUUGCUUGUAUGGGGGCAUUUCUAGGUGUGGUUUUUGUCUCUGUUGAGGUUGGUCUUAUAAUUGCGGUUUCAAUAUCCUUUGCUAAGAUUCUUCUACAAGUGACGAGACCUCGUACAGCCAGUCUUGGUAGGAUUCCUAAGACAAAUGUGUAUAGGAAUAUCCAGCAAUACCCAGAAGCAACUAUUGUUCCGGGUGUAUUGAUUAUUAGGGUUGACUCCGCAAUCUAUUUUUCAAACUCCAACUAUAUAAGGGAGAGAGUAUUAAGAUGGCAUGAAGAUGAGCAAGAACACGUGAAAGCAGCUUCCCUUCCCAGAAUUGAGUUUCUAAUACUUGAGAUGUCGCCUGUUACUGACAUCGACACCAGCGGCAUCCACGCCUUGGAAGAGUUGUACCAUAGCCUACAGUCAAGUAAUGUUCAGCUUGUUCUGGCAAACCCGGGAAAAGUGUUGCUUGACAAGCUUCAUGCAUCCAAAUUUGCCAACCUCAUUGGCGAGGACAAAAUCUUCCUAAGAGUAGCAGAUGCAGUGCAAGCAUGUACACCAAAAUUGGCAGAGGAUGUGUAAUGGAACUAAGCAAUGAGAGGCAGAGAUAUAGCAUAAAUGAAGAAAAGAGCCAUUUGUAAUAGUGGUAUGGGCCGGCUAAAUAAAGUGACUGAUACACUUAUCCAAUAAAAGGGUGAGUUCGCGUCUCGUUUUUGAGACGACAUAGGCUGUUUUCCUUUUUUAUUCGCCAGCCUCGAAUUAUCCCUUUUUUGUAUUCCAAAAAAAAAAAAAAAAAAAAAAAAAGUGAUUGAUACCCUUAUCCAAUAAAAGGGCAGGCCACAAUGGCUGGCCAUAUAUGCUAAGGUUGAGUAAAUUAAAGCAUUUCUCAA
Ipomoea nil (Japanese morning glory) is the source of this 2399-nucleotide messenger RNA. Its product is annotated as sulfate transporter 1.2-like. The transcript has 14 exons. Gene Ontology annotation, cellular component: membrane. The record is from RefSeq and is a predicted model, not a curated record. NCBI's taxonomy places the organism in Eukaryota, Viridiplantae, Streptophyta, Magnoliopsida, Solanales, Convolvulaceae. Bases 169 to 2091 code for a protein of 640 amino acids. Gene Ontology annotation, biological process: transmembrane transport.